This is a messenger RNA of Diachasma alloeum, 713 nucleotides long. It is a transcript of the gene ave, whose product is annotated as protein aveugle. The transcript has 3 exons. Bases 298 to 627 code for a protein of 109 amino acids. Gene Ontology annotation, molecular function: protein binding. Gene Ontology annotation, biological process: cell surface receptor protein tyrosine kinase signaling pathway. Gene Ontology annotation, cellular component: cytoplasmic side of plasma membrane. The record is from RefSeq and is a predicted model, not a curated record. NCBI's taxonomy places the organism in Eukaryota, Metazoa, Arthropoda, Insecta, Hymenoptera, Braconidae.
UGGUUAUUGUUGGUUAUGUUAUUGUCGUAGUUGAGAAUUUUGCGUGAUGAUGUCGCAGUUAGUUUCUGUUUCUCCGUUCUGUUCUGUCAUCUUCGUCCCUCUUAUUUUUAUUUAUCCAUCCACACGAAGUUAACAAUUUAAUUUGCAUGAUUAAUUGUCAUUAGCUGAUGCUGUUGAAUGAGAGUAAACGAGUGAGAAAUAUUUUACGAUGGACGGAUGGACUUAGGGAAUGAAAUAGACGCGAACAUUUUGGUUUUUUGUCAUUUUGUUGAUUGAUUGUGGAUUUAUAUUUUUACGAUGGUGGAGGAGGCGACCAGUCCUUGUCACAGACCCAAGAGCAAAACAGCCAGACCCAGACCUGUUUAUCUGUGGAAUGUACUCGACGUGCAGAAAUGGUUGAGGAGACACUGCAGUGAUCAUUAUCAGCUUUAUCACGAGAGGUUUUUGUACCACGACAUAACAGGACGCGUUUUGCUCAGAAUCAACGAGAACAUCCUGUUGAGACUGGGAAUCGUGAAUGAACAGCACAGAAUGGAUAUCUGGCGUGAAAUAAUGAAGCUUCAUCUUAAGACAGACAUCCUCGAAAUAAGGGACAUCGAGAGAAGGAAUAACAUGAACUAUGAUUGACUGAUUUUCAAUAUUUUUGAAUACAUCUCUUGUUGAAUAUUAUCGUAGAAGUAUCUCUUUUUUAUUAAAUCUCCAGUUUACAUGGA